CCCACCCCCUCCCUCUCCUCUUGCAGGUGAAUAAUAGCCCGUCAAUCCCGCCUCUGAGGAUGAAGUGAUAAAGCGAGAGGGCAGCGAGCCCACAGGAAACGGCCGACUCUUCUCCUAGCCGCCAGGCCGCUCUCCCUCUCUGCCUCUCAUCCGCGCCCUGACUCGGCGCGCGGGGACUUUUGCUGUUCUUUCACCUCUGGGGAGAGGAGCGCGCGGCGGGAGUGGCGCGGAGAAAGGGAGGAAGGCGGCAGAAAGCGUGUCCCUGGGCGAAGGAAAAAGCCGCCCUGCUGCGCCUGGGCUGAAGCUGAGCAUCGGGGAGCCCGGCGAGGGCGCAGCCAGUCGCCUCAGGUUUGUCAGAAACUUGCAAAAGGUGAACUGCUGAGAAUCAAGAUGGAAUCUGAUUCAAGGCCACCUCCGUAUUAUGAAAACUAUGCCUAUCAGCCAGAAAAUGCAGCUUCUCUAAGGUACCCUGGUGGCUAUCACAUGUAUCCACAAUACCCACCUCCGUAUUAUCCUCCAUCAGUGCCACAUUACGUCCCCAGAAUUUCUACUCAUGAGUCUACUCCAGUGCCAACAGUAGCACAACCAAAGUCUACAAAAAUCUGCACGCCAAGACUCAGGAAAAUAUUGUUACUCAUUCUAGCCAUUGCAAUACUGCUAAUAGGGGCUGCAAUUGCAUGUGUUCUCAUCUGGUUUUUCGUGACAGACAGUUGUUAUGGCUCCAAGAUACAUUGUGGCAACCUGGGAGUUUGUGUGUCACCAUCUCAGUGGUGCGAUGGAGUAAAUGAUUGCCCUAAUGGUGCAGAUGAAAAUCGUUGUGUUAGGCUUUAUGGACCAGAUUUUCUCCUUGAAGUUUAUUCAUCUAAAAGCAAAAAAUGGUACCGUGUUUGCCAUGAUGAUUGGAAUGACGAACAUGGAAAGACUGCCUGUGAGGAUUUGGGAUAUAACUCGAACACAUAUUUCAGGAGCGAGGGAUUACGACUCAAAACUGUCUCCGGGAGCUUUAUGAGGUUGAAUAAAAGUGCUGUGGACACAGACUUGCAUAAAAUAUUGUAUAACAGCGACCAGUGUCCAUCACGACAGGUGGUGUCUCUGAGAUGUGUAGACUGUGGCAAUUCCACUAAAGUUUGGAAUCCUCGAAACAGAAUUGUGGGUGGAACUGCUGCCUCCCGUGGUGAGUGGCCAUGGCAAGUCAGCCUUCAUAUACGGAACAUCCAUCUAUGUGGAGGGUCCAUUAUCACUCCUGAAUGGAUAGUAACUGCAGCUCACUGUGUAGAUGGGGCAUAUUCUCAUCCAUUUGACUGGACAGUUUAUCCUGGGAUCAUGAAACAGCAAGAAAUGUAUCCUCCAAGGGGCUACAAAGUAGCCAAAAUAAUUUCUCAUCCAAACUAUGAUUCAACUACUAAAGAUAAUGAUGUUGCCCUUAUGAAGUUACAGUUUGAGCUACCUUUAAAUGAAUUUACACGUCCAGUUUGUUUGCCCAACCCUGGAAUGAUGUUUCAGCCUGACCAGCAAUGUUGGAUAACUGGAUGGGGAGCAAAAUUUCAGCGAGGUAACACUUCAAAAGAACUGAAUGCAGCAAUAGUACCUCUGAUAGAUUCGGCUAUAUGUAAUGAUAAAUAUAUCUAUAAUGGACUGAUUUUGCCUACCAUGAUCUGUGCUGGAUACUUAGAAGGAAAGGUGGAUUCUUGUCAGGGUGACAGUGGUGGUCCAUUGGUAACUCGGAAGAAUGCUUUGUGGUGGUUAGUGGGUGACACAAGUUGGGGAACGGGCUGUGCUAGUAGAUACAGACCUGGAGUUUAUGGUAAUAUGACUGUGUUUGCAGACUGGAUUUACAGAAAUAUGCAGGUAACUUUCUCUGAAAUGUUUUGAUAGCACUUUCCGAGGUGGGUUUGUGGCUGUCAAAUACAUUGCGAUGAUGAAAUGGCCACUGGGCUGAUGGAAGCCUUCCCUGCCCUUUUCUGCCAGCCAAGCUGCUGCCUGGUAACAAGAGGAGCAAAGCAGGGAUUGCAGGUCCAGGUUGCCACAAGCGGACAGGGCAGCUCAUUUGAAAAGGCAGAGAAUUCGGUCUGUGUUGUCACAGGUGUUCAGUGUGCAUCAAAUUUGCUUAAAUCAUGCUGGAGCAGAGACAAGAGAUGGAAGUCGGGGAACUGGCUCUUUAUAGACAAAUUUGUUUAAACAUUUUCUUAAAAGGGAAAUGAAAACUUGGUCCUCCUCCACAUCAUGUGGGGCUGGACUGGCAUAACUUUUGCUCCAAACAAUUAUCUCUAGCCUGCUCCACCCAAUAUGAUUGGGGAAAGCUAGGUGACUUCAUGUGCUCUGCAGAGCUGCCUGGUUUUUUACCCAGUAGCUUCAAACUUGCCAUGCUAUCUAUCUACUCAUAUAUAUAGCACUUUCAUUGUGGUUUCCCAUAUGCUGAAGAUUUAGCUCACUCCUGGCCUUUCAUACUGCAGACCUAUUUUUAGGAGCCACCAUAUUCUUCUGCGCUCAAAUUGUUUUAACUGAUAUAAUUUUAAAUUGUAAUCUUUUCCAUGACCUCAUGGUGAAUGGCAUGCAAGAAAUUCCAUAUCUAAUAGCAUCUGGAGGGCUAAAAUGUAUCCCUCCUUGGUUUUUGUGAGAGAAAUAAUUGAUGGUGGUGGCGCCAGCAAUGGCAUAGGGACCAAAGGAAAAGGCAGGAGAGAGCAGACGUGUAGUGUGUGCACUGGCAUGUCUACUCUGGAAUGCCAUUUGGCCACUUCCGUUGCACUUGGCUCUCGAGGCACAAUACGAUUCCAAAUGUGUUAUCUCCCAUCAAAUUAACUUUUGGGGGGGGGGAUGUUUAGUCAGUCAAAAUGCAGAUACAAUUCUCGUGCAACUGUCUUUUGUCUCUGAGGUAGGAAUUACAAGGUGUGUUCAGGCACACCCUUUGGCUGCUACCUUCGGUCAUUUGCAGGUUGCCAUGUCCUGAAAAUUUAUAGUUCCAUAGAAAGACUUGCCACAGCCCUGCUAUGGUUUACUCAUGAUCCUGCAUGCAACCUGAUCUUGUGGGCGCAGGCAAGAAUUCAGUGACACCACUUGCUUCUUAGCUUGAAUAACUGAUUGCGUUAAAAGUUCAUGUAAACAUUAAUAAAUUCAAUAUUUUUGGAUUGAGGUUGCUGAAACUUGCGUUUUUCCCAACAGGCGAACAGAUGAUGAUAUUCAGCCAUAUACCCCUGCCCUCCAUGGAAUGAAUGGUGCCCUUGAUGUAUCCGAUGGCUUUCUUGGUCUUCUUCAUUCCUGUAUUAAGCGACUCUUAGGACCUAAACACUUGAUAAUUCUGAAUGCUUGCAAAGUAUUUGGUGCCAUUUGCACUGUGACUGUCUUAAUAUCAAGUGGUGUAGGUUUAACAAGAUUAUCUUUCCUUCAGUGUAAGUGCCCCUGGUCAACUUGCUAAACUUUUCUUCAUUUUGGAGGAUUCCCAACCAGUUUUUUAAGUUUUAUUAGAAAUCAUAUUUAUAAAUUGUUACUGCUGUCUUUGGAAUAGCACAGCAUCUUGUUUAUUUUCUUGGUUUUAUUUUAACUUUUAAUACAUUAUUAUCUGUGAAUAUCUGGGCUGCUGGCUAGCCCAGUUUUUCAAGAUUGAGGGUAAUGUCUUACUGUAACAUGUGAAGAGACCUCCUCCAAUACUCCAGAGAGAUGAAUUAUACUUUUCAUUAUCUCGUGGUCAGGUACUUUUAAUUCCUUGUGCUCUGUAUAUGUAUUAUAUUGAUUCUGAAAUCAAGUACAGUAUAUGUUCAGGUUUAUACUGAAUUCCUCCCCUCCUUUCAAUAUGAAGAUAUCAAAAUAAGAGUUUGGUUCAGAAAAUGGGAAACCCUUGAAUUUUAUUUUGUUAGAAUAUUCCAAGGGCCUAUCUGAUGUAGAAAGGAUAAAACUACCGAGCCUGAGUAAGCAACCAACUGGAUAUGUUGUUUACUUAUGUGCUUACUCAUGUUUAGAGCCUGCAGAGAGUAGCUUAGGGAACAAUUCAACAGUUUUCCCAAUCUCUUUCCUGAGCAAAGACUAAAUACACUAUUGUGAAUAUUUAUUACAUGCGGUUGGCUGCUGUUAACCCACAUGCCACUGGAAAAGUAACCACUUAAUCUUACAGCUACCUCAUUUUGUAAGAGUGCGGCAAAAUUAAUAUUUUAAGCAGGGAUUUUUUACAAUUAAGAUUUAGUUUUAAUAAUGAGUUCAGAAAUAAACUUAAAUAUGGAAUGUGAAACAGCAAUAAAAUCUGGCAAACUGGGAUUUCUUCUGAUUCUCAUGGACUGAAAUUACCAAACUGCUGCUAUUGAAUUGCACUUUUUAAAAAUGUGCCUGUUACCGCAGCAACUUUCAUUUCGGGGUUUUGCCGAUAAAGUUGGGUAGUAAUGAGCCACUCAAAUCAUUAUUUAAAGGAGACGUACCGAUAAUACUAUGAAUAUAAAUCUUGCUGAAUUGUUAAAUAGUUGUGCCACUAUUUUAAGUAGCAAAUAUUUCUUUACUUCAGAAUUGAAAUACAGCAUGUAUCUUAUGUACAAAUAAAUAAUUUUUUUACUCUCCUAACCUUUUGGCUAAUUAAUAUUUCUUGUUAUAGUAGGACCAUUAGCAAAAAUGGGCAUCUACAACUGGAGAAUACUUGGGCCUCAAACAUCCUUUUUACAUUGUCCUUGCUGGAUGAGGCUGAUGGGAAUGGGACAGCACUUGUAUGGUCAGUUUCCCUGAAAAUGUAAAUUAAGAGUAACUGCAGAACA
Messenger RNA from Zootoca vivipara (common lizard), 4730 nucleotides. RefSeq names its product transmembrane serine protease 2 (gene TMPRSS2). Gene Ontology annotation, molecular function: serine-type endopeptidase activity; protein binding. Lineage: Eukaryota; Metazoa; Chordata; Lepidosauria; Squamata; Lacertidae. Gene Ontology annotation, cellular component: membrane. Gene Ontology annotation, biological process: proteolysis. The record is from RefSeq and is a predicted model, not a curated record.